AUUCCGUUUACGUCCGAAUCCCCUUUAUCUUCACUUUCUUCAUUUCAUAUUUCUUUCGUCUUUCUCUUUCCUUCCUCUGAUGAAGUACCCUUUCCAGCAACAUCAAUACUCACAGGUCCCUCAACUCCAAGUUCCUUCUGUUCCUCCCAAUCCUCCACCAACCCAACCUCCUCAACCACAGCCAACAGGCCAAGCCCUCGCUGCACAACGUACUACCCAAUUAAUCGCACAAGGCCAGUUCUCACCAAUAGAACCUGAGAAGCAAUACCCAGCUCAGCAAUCCCAACCCCACUUCUCGCCUCCACCAACCCAGUCCCAAUUCCAAAUUCAGCAACCUCAAUUCCCGCCUACCCCACAGUUUUCCCAGGGUCAGACGAGCCAGGCGAGGCCACAGAGCCAGUUCACGCAUGGCCAGACACAAUCCCAUCAUCCUCAUGUCCCGUCUCAAUCGCACCCCCACGUUCCAACCCAAUCUCAUCCUCACGUCCCGUCGCAAUCGCACCCUCAUGUUUCGACCCAAACUCAUGUCCAACCUCAGGUCCACGCCCCUCCGAAUCCACCCCAACAGUCUCAACACUAUCCAACGGGGCCGCCAGACCCGUAUUACCUCCAGAACGAUAUGUAUUAUGCGAUGAACACGCAAGGGAGUCGGAGUGUGCCUACUCUUCAUUCAACUCACGCGCCCGCGCCUACGCCACACGCGCAUUCAAUGUCUCCACACUCGCCUUAUGCGACGUUUGGGCCUCAUACGCCACCUACGAAUUCGCAUACGCCUUCUAGUGAUGGGGGCCCGUUGCUUGGACUCCCUCGCUCUCACGACUCUGUCUCCCCGGCCUCGUACGCAAGCCACCCUACGUCCUCCUCAUUCGACGAUUCGUCUUCGGGGCAUCCGGCUUCAUCUGCUAGCUCGGGUAACGUACAUAUGGCUUCUCAGGGUAUGGGCCAUGCUGCGACUUCGUCGAUCUCGACUGUGACCCCAGGAUCGCCGCCAACCGUAGCAGCGCCACAGCAACAACAACCACAACAGCGUGUGCAGAUGCGCCCGCGCACGAUCAUGCCUACUACUGCAGCAACGACCACAAUGUCUCAGGCAGGUCCUGCACGCCCUGCAAUCGUACCGAAGCCGCCCGCUGCUCGGCCUGCAGCAACCCGAAGAGCCCGUGCUCCAAAGCGACCAAGGCCAUCAACAUCUCAAGGCGCGGGUGGGGGUGGUGACAGUGAUGAUGACAGCGAUGAUGACGACGUAGUAGAAUGGGCUGGACCAUCUAUGCCUCCGCAAGGCGCGGCUACAGGGAUGGGUCAACGCAAGUCAGUGACUUUGUACUUUUAUCGAAUCGGGAAUAGUGUGCUGAUCGGGCUGUGUUUUGUACGUUUUCUUCCUUUUCUGUUUCCUCGCCUGCUUCGUGGACGCGUCGUUCUGGGGUCGUGUUUCUGCAAAUGGUUUGGUCCGAUGGCGCUUGUGUGGUCACUAAACUCGUUUGUGUCGGCGCGACGUCACUGUUCUGAUCUUGUGCACGCUCGAUACUGCUGGCCCUGAUGACGACUGCUCCUGGUUAUGUCAAUUGAUGGCCCCGAUACUAACUAACUCGAUCGACAUU
Messenger RNA from Suillus clintonianus, 1598 nucleotides. RefSeq lists its product as uncharacterized. The transcript is spliced from 3 exons. Bases 80 to 1537 code for a protein of 485 amino acids. The record is from RefSeq and is a predicted model, not a curated record. NCBI's taxonomy places the organism in Eukaryota, Fungi, Basidiomycota, Agaricomycetes, Boletales, Suillaceae.